AGGACAGCCCCCAAAAAACAGGCCCCACACAGAGAGGAAAAGGAAAGCGGUCAGUGAAAGAGAGAGGGAAGCCCCGGUGAGCCGCUCCACUGAUGCUAAUCCCGGACUCAUACAAACCAUGCAUUCUGUAAGCAGGUCGUGGCUGCUGCUUACAGGCUUUAUUGUGUUUUAUAUCAUCUACCUGCUGUUCGGAGCGCUGGUUUUCUCCAGCAUCGAGCGGCCGGUGGAGGAAAAGCUGCGACAUGACAUGGAAGCCCUGAAGCAGGAGUUUCUGAACGAGAGCUGCGUCAACAGCGCGUCGCUGGAGCACUUUCUGGUCAAAGUUCUAACGGCAAACAAGUACGGCGUCUCCGUCCUCAGAAACUCCACCGUCACCUCCAACUGGGACCUGGCAUCCUCCAUGUUCUUCGCCAACACUCUUGUCACAACUGUCGGUUAUGGUCACACCACUCCUCUCUCUGACACUGGAAAAGCUUUCUCCAUCCUCUACGCCCUGAUAGGAGUCCCCUUCACCAUGCUGGUGCUCACCGCCUGCGUCCAGAGGAUCAUGUACCCUCUGGUCCUCGCUCCUGUCGGCCUCCUGCAGCGUUCAGGCAUGGAGCCGCGGCCGGCCACUGUUGUCCACUUCGUGUUGCUGCUGGUACUGGUGGUGUUGUGCUUCUUUGUGGCGCCAGCGGCUGUGUUCAGUGCAGUGGAGCUGUCCUGGACAUUCUUGGAUGGCAUCUACUUCUGCUUCAUCUCGCUGUGCACCAUCGGACUGGGAGAUUUUGUUCCGGGGACACAGCCUGGGCAGAAGUACAGGGCGCUUUACCAGGUCGCUGUCAUGGUCUACCUGUUCGUGGGUCUGAUGAUGAUGUACCUCCUGCUGCGCACCUUCCACAAAAUGGCUGACCUGCACGGCCUGACCACCUUCCUGCAGCUGCCGCGUUGUGAGGAUUCAGACCAGGAAGAAGACAGGGAGCCCAUUGUGGAGGCAAAAUCUGAAGAUCAAACGCCCCAAUACCUGACAGAAAAAGAGUCCAGUAAGCCCCUGGAGCCAGGAUCACAGCCCUCAUACAACACCAUCAACACAGGUUGACCUGUGGUGGUGGGGCGGGGGGCAGAGAAAAGAAAAGAGAAGCUCUACCUCUGGCACCCAGACUUUUGGGCUGAAUCUGAAUUCUUGUCUUAAUUUUUUCAUUUUGUUCUCCUUAGUCUCCUUGUUACAAAUGUGCAGAGGAGACCACAAACAAUAAUGAGGAAGUAAGAUGAGUUUUAAGAUUCAGCCAACGACUGCCAAACUAUUUGUGAGUGGUUAUUAAUACACACUGCUUUCUGCACAUAUGAAGGGACUAUCCUGACUUGACUAGGGCAACCCGCCUUGGCUAAAUGAUGUGAUAACAGAUGUUUUCUUCCUCAACACUGGUGUAACUGUGGUGUGUUCACCAUGCAAGCUUGGCUGCUGUGUCCACAGCCUCAGGAUAGCACAUGAAGGGCUACGGAGCAAGAACUUUUGAUACAUGGUUGGUUGUUUUCAGAUCACUUUUGUCUUGCAUGCAUUUAUGUCACAUUGCUUUUGUUGCCACAGGUUUAAGUUUUUAGUUUAAGAAUUACAAAUAUGGUAUUUAAUUGUGGAGAAUUUAAAUAUUGGUGGCAAACACAAUCUUUGGAUGCACUUGCCAUUUCAGCUUUUAUGAAAAUCUAUCAUUGACCAGACCAUCCAGUCAUACUUAGAGCCAGGAAUGGCCAUUAUCCACUUUUGCACCACUUGAAUUCAUCUUCAUAAGAAUGAAUGAUCACAACUGCGGUGAAAUGACAAGUGAAUCCAUUACAACUUUAGAUAACUCCCUCAAGUAAAGGUCACAUUGGACUUACACUUACGCAUUUAAAACACUCAGGAAUUUGACUGGGAUGUGCUUUAUGUUUCAGUCAGAUUGUCUGUGUGAAAGUAGUGACUUUCUUGUGUCUGGGUCAGCCUCGAACAACAGAAACCACAGAUGAGCUCUGUGUUUGCCUCAGGACAUGGGCUGUCCUCCUUUAUGGUGCUGCCCCCUGGUGUCUACAUGUAUGUAGCACAACAUGUUACUUCACCUCCAAAGCAGUGAUAAAUAGGGUCAAAGGGUUGGACUAGAGGGAUUGAGGAGGAGAAAAGAAAUUGACUGUAAAUUUAAAAAAAAAUGUGUAAUUUUGGUGAAUGAAGAAGUGGUUAAUUUCAGUGGGAAACCAAAUGUUACUUGUCAAAUGCAACAUGUUCUGUGUGAUUUAAAGAUCAUGAACACAUGCAUGAAAUGCACUUUAAUGUUCACACCAGUUAUUGUUUAUUUUACUGUCAAAGUUGUAGUUUAUAAAUAGGUUAAUUAUAUCCUGAUACUGUAACAUAAGUUGACUCUGUCCAUGUUGGUGGCUGUUGUUGUACUUUAAUAAUAUCAGUUCAACGUGGAUUCACAUUGGACAAGAAUAAAUUGAAAAUAAACUUUU
Molecule: messenger RNA, 2457 nt
Organism: Epinephelus fuscoguttatus (brown-marbled grouper)
Lineage: Eukaryota; Metazoa; Chordata; Actinopteri; Perciformes; Serranidae
Gene: kcnk6
Product: potassium channel, subfamily K, member 6
Exons: 3
Coding region: 119-1078 (319 amino acids)
Biological process (GO): potassium ion transmembrane transport; stabilization of membrane potential
Cellular component (GO): membrane
Molecular function (GO): potassium ion leak channel activity
Source: RefSeq, a predicted model, not a curated record